AUGUAUAAGCCUCAGUUUAUGUCUAUCGCUCCGGGCACAAGCCUGACGGGUAAGACUGUCCUGAUCACUGGAGGUAACUCAGGACUUGGGCUCGAGUUUGCACGCCAAGUAUUGGGCUUGAAUGCAUCCCGCAUCAUCAUCACAGUUCGUUCUCAAGCCAAGGGCGACACGGCAAUUGCAACUCUGCGAGCAGACCCCGCAGUCCGAGCCACCAAUCCGGAUGCCAAGCUAGAGUACUUUGAUCUGAACCUCGAUGACUACGAGUCCGGACUGGAGUUCGUGCGGAAGGUCUAUGCAGAGGUCUCGGUGCUCGAUAUCCUCCUAUGCAAUGCGGGCACCAACUUUUUCAACUACGAAACGAGUAAGAGUGGUCAUGAGCGCUUGAUGCAAGUCAAUUGCUACACGCAUUUCCUCGUCGUCCUCAGCCUGCUCCCUCUGCUGCGACGAACGGCAGCCAAGCGUGGAUCGCCAACACGAGUAACAUUCUUGAGCUCAUAUAGCCACGCCCAUCACACGCUGGAGUCCAACCCCAUUGCUACAGAGGAAUCUGUCAUUGCCCAUUUUGACAACAUCAAGAAAUACGUCUCUGGGAAACGGUAUCAGGACGGCAAGCUCGUCAUCAAUUCUUUUGUCCAGCGCCUCGCAAGCAUUGUGCCUUCCAGGGAGUUUAUCAUCAACUGUGUUUGUCCGGGUAUUGUCGCGACAAAUAUUAACCAGAAUUUGCCUCUUUGGAUCAAGCCACUUAUGUGGGGCUUCUUCAUGAUCAAGGCGAGGCCGGUGACCGAAGGAGGACGGGUCUUGGUUCGUGCCGCCGUGGUGGUGGGCGAGGAAAGCCAUGGGAGGUACCUCCAGACGGGCGAGAUACAUAAGUGAGUAGAAACGGAACUACCUGGACUUUUCAGGUCCGAUUAGAUGCAGGCAAAUAAAUAUGUGCUGACUGGCGAUAGUGGUGCAUCCCUCCUGUGUCAGCCAGCAGGCAAGCAGUUCAUCGAGAAGCUAUGGGCUGAGAUUGUGGCGGACAUUGGCAAGAUCAAUCCGGAAGUCAGGGUCUUUGAUUAAUCAAGCGAGAACAAGGGAACAGGAAACAAGGUGCUGGCCAGAGCAGUGUAUUCCAAUUAGCUCAGGGCCGUUUCUUUAUGUGCUCGGCUGACAGCAGCUUUGUAUUCUAAGACAAACGGCAACAUUUCCCAUUCAUCUCUUUUGACAAUACCUUAGACCAACGGCAGAUUCAUCAGAAGACAAGCAUGCACAAUAAGCUAGCUUCCUAGUGUCAAAUAGACACCUCGACCAGGUGGAUACAGUACAUCACUGGUGGCUGAACUAUCGUGUCCGG
Molecule: messenger RNA, 1333 nt
Organism: Penicillium brasilianum
Lineage: Eukaryota; Fungi; Ascomycota; Eurotiomycetes; Eurotiales; Aspergillaceae
Source: the annotation of a GenBank genome assembly